AUGCGCCCUGGACCUCCUCACGAGCCCAAUAGCAUCACAGCCUCAGAGUUCAAAUCUGCUCCAUUUGAGAGAGGACAUGGAUAUUUUAUUCCCUCCCCUGAAUCAGCUGAUGAUGCCCAGGCUAUGGACUGUGAGAACUUCCCUCCCACAUGUGAAGAUUCUGAAUGCCAGGGAACUGCAAAUGCACUUGUGCACUCCAACGGCGAGGCUAAGGACUCAAUUACAGCUAUCUGGACUCCACCCAGCAGUAUGACCGGCCAGGUAAAGUUUGUUGCCACUGUUGUGGGAGAGAACAAUGAAGAUGAGGGAUCCACUUGGUGGGAGGGAGUCACAUCUACUCCAAUCGUGCUCUAGACUCCUGUUGGAUCUACUCCAAUCCAUCUUAAAACUUCUCCUGGAGUUCUGUAGGAGUUGAUCUACUCAUAUUCAGCUCUAUACUUUUCCCGGAGUCCUGGUAGGAGUUGUAUCUACUCCUAUCUAGCUCUGGACGCCUCCUGGAGUCCUGGGAGAAGUUGUAUCUACACCUAUCUAGCUCUGGACACCUCCUGUAGUCCUGUUGGGAGUUGUAUCUACUCCUAUCUAGCUCUGGGCACCUCCUGGAGUCCUGUUGGGAGUUGUAUCUACUCCUAUCUAGCUCUGGGCACCUCCUGUUGUCCUGUUGGGAGCUGUAUCUACUCCUAUCUAGCUCUGGGCACCUCCUGUAGUCCUGAUGUUGGGAGCUGUAUCUAUACUCCAUUUCUACAUUAGAGGCCUGGUGGGAGGUUUUUAUACAUACUCCUUUUCUGCUCCACACUUCUGGGACUCCCAGGAGUUUGCCAAUAUGUAAAAUACAAACCAAAAACUAUA
Eurytemora carolleeae is the source of this 846-nucleotide messenger RNA. RefSeq lists its product as uncharacterized. Bases 1 to 354 code for a protein of 117 amino acids. The transcript is spliced from 4 exons. Lineage: Eukaryota; Metazoa; Arthropoda; Copepoda; Calanoida; Temoridae. The record is from RefSeq and is a predicted model, not a curated record.